AUGGCUGCUCCGGACAGCGUCCUUCCCGUUACCAGGGAAACGGCUGAGAUGAACAGAGACUACGAUUGCAAUUCACUGCCAGCAGAGGGCGCUGUGCACUGUUUCUGGAGGCCCUCAGGAGAUCUAACUAUUAAACCCGCACCGGUUGCCCGGGUGGGAUCUAAUGUUUCCGUAAUAUGCGUGAAGUCAGUGAACGAUUGCCACAUGGCGGAAAAAUUCACCUUUUCAUUAGAUAAUGACUACAACAUUCAACCGCACUGGAUGAAUGAGACGUCGGCCGUGCUCAGACUGUCAAACGUUACAAAGUCUUAUGUUAUUUAUUGUUUCUUCAAUUGCGUCGGCAUGGCGGUCCCGGUGAACUGGGAAAUAUUACGUGUGGGAUAUCCUCCAGAUCGUCCGUCCAAUUUGACGUGUUUCUCUGAGGAACUGUCCGCUGUCGUGACGUGUACUUGGGACAGAGGAUGGGAGACUUUCAUACCCACCAGCUACUCCGCUCACAUAAAAAAUUUGCAGUCGUCAGAGGAACACGUGAUCCUAGCAAGAGAAACUUUAAGUAUCGAGUUUAACCGAUCGAGGUACGAAGACUUUGCGUUUUAUGUUACGGCCACGAACGCCUUGGGCCGGUCCGAGUCCGAGCCGGCGUCCGUCCUGCUGGGGGAUAUAGUGGUUCCCAUUACACCGGAGAUCGUAACCAAUGGCAUUUUUAACAAACUUUUCAAAGUCGUCAUCCAGUGGAGGAGAGAAAUCAGCGGAAACAUCCGUUCCUGCGAGCUGGCGUAUAGAACGCCGCACAAAGCAGACUGGAUCUCGGUUGGGGAACAGAUAAUCAACGUUACUAAUGCGCUUUUCAUGAGGGUGGUCCUGGAAGCCGAAGCAUUGCGGGUCCGGUGCAGAGAGAGGAAAGGAAAAAGUUACUGGAGUGGCUGGAGUUUUCCCCAAAAUAUAACAGAAACAGGGCCUUAUGAGACAUUCAGUGUCUGGCGGGCAUUCGGUUCAGUGUCUUCCAACGGGAGCCAGAAAGUGACCAUUCUUAUUAAGCCGAAUCCUCCCGAGGUUCCCUGGGCGAGGCCGCUGGGAUAUAACAUUUUCUACGAAGUCGAAAAAGUCAGGAUUCCGGUUGGAAUUUGCCAGACGUCCGAGGUUCAGUGCCAGGCGCUGCUGCCCAGGGGUGUGAAAACCGUCUUCGUCGUGGCUUAUAACCUUCGCGGGGAGUCCGAGCCGACUCCAGUGCCAGUGCGGAGAGACAGUAACGGCUUCCCUGCCCCGCGGAAUCUGACAGUAACAUCCGGGCUGCAGACGUCCGUCCCCGUUCAGUGGGAGCCCCCGGAAGAGUCAGAGAACUCCCUUCUAUGGUUCGUUGUACAGCGGGCCCCUGAUGCUUGUGACGGGAAACCCCAAAAUAUUUCAUGGGACAUCGUACCCAAGGACCAGAAACAGUUCAUCAUAGAAGACAGAAUAGAGGCCGGGCGGAGGGUCUCCGUUUCUCUGUUUGCAGUGUACGAGGCCGGAGUUAGUCAACCGACCAUAAAUUAUGGAUUUUCUAAAGAGUUACAGCCCAGGAAAGGACCCAAAGACAUCAAAGUGAAAUAUUCCGGAGCGGCGGCUCUGAUUCGGUGGGAGGAGGUCCCGUUCUGCGAUCAAAAAGGGUUUAUUAUUAACUACACUUUGCGUCUGAGGGAGGAUCUCGGGAGAUCCAUCGCCCAAAACAGAUUUGCGUUUAGUGCUAUUAUUAUUCUUUUUACAGACGCCUCGGCGAGGAACUUCACAUUUCAACAUUUAAACCCGAAUAAAAUGUACAAAGUCUGUAUUUCUGCAUCAACGACUGCGGGGGAAGGGCCCAGAGAGACGUGCGCCCUGCUGCAGCCGGAUAGCGGUUUGGGAGGUCACAUCGAGCUGCUGCUGGGAAUCGGCUCCGCGGCCGCCGCGCUCACCUCGUUCACGCUGACAGUAAUGUAUAAGAAGAAGAUCCGGGAACGGGUUAAAACCUUCGCCGUAUCGUGGAUUCCGGGAUUUCUCUGCGAAGUUUACCCCCGCGUUGAAAACAGCACAGCUCUGCAGGCUUUGCAGGGAAUUAAGGAGGCGUCCGGCUUCGGCCCCUUCACAUCGUAUGGUGACCCCGAAAUCGUAGAGGUGCAAGAAAUUCUGGCGCCGAAACCAACAAGCCCUCCAAUCCCAGCGGCGGAGCCGUCCACCAAUCCACCGGAAAGCCCUCUGCUUCCGGCCCCCGCGGAUGUUAAAGGGCCGGAGGAGACCCCCGGCUAUCAGCCCCAGGCGGUGAAGGGGGUCCCACCGAGGAGGGAUUCCUAUUGCACCCCGUCGUUUAUGCUGGAGGUCCAGAGAGCCGCGGGGCUGUUGGCUGCGGGAGAGGAUUGUGGGAAUAGAAGUGUUUUAUUCCGGGACGCAGCGUCCGCCCUGAAGGGGUUGUUUUUCCGGGACGCGGAGCUGGUGGUUUCAGAGGAUAUCGGGGAGGACGACCUUUCAAUCGUUCUCCAGGCUGACGACGCAACGGCUGCCAAGUUUUUAAGGGGUCCGCCUGAUCUCUGCCUCCCUGGGGGGGCCAUGGAGUUCACCGACAUGGGGGGCUACUUCCCGCAAACGCUGGCAAAAGGAAAUUAGGGGCCCAAAAAAUAAAAAAAAUGUACGACACCGGACCUUAGACUGGUCUGAAAUGAACUGCACGGCCCUGGCGAUGAAAUGGUUAAUUCCAUUAACCUUUGGUCUUAACAUGACUUACCGGACCGGAAUCCUACAACAACAGAGUGGGGCGGAAAAAACGGGAUGUGAUACAACUGGGACACAACCCAAACAGUGGGAGUUUGGGUGCAAAGUGCGAAAAUAUUCCUGAAAUCACCACUUUACACAAGAAAAAAAAACAAAAAAACUUUAGACGCUUCGAUAACGGGAAGUUUUACUUUUACUGUUAAGGUGAUAGAUGAGUGGGACAGCCUCCCAGCAGAGGUGGUAGAGGCUACUACAGUGAGGGGAUUUAAACGUGCAUGGGGUAGGCAGACGGCUCCUUUGGCAUGGAAAGGGUUAUAAUAAUUGUGUCGGUGAAAGUGAAAUUGGCAAAAAAAAAAA
Molecule: messenger RNA, 3078 nt
Organism: Spea bombifrons (plains spadefoot toad)
Lineage: Eukaryota; Metazoa; Chordata; Amphibia; Anura; Pelobatidae
Product: interleukin-12 receptor subunit beta-2-like
Exons: 15
Coding region: 1-2616 (871 amino acids)
Molecular function (GO): protein binding
Source: RefSeq, a predicted model, not a curated record